AUGAACGAUGAUGAGUGCUGUAAUCACAACGAUAUUGGUAUUAUUGCAGCUGAAAACGAAGGACCGGAAAACUUUUCAAUGGAGGGAUCUUUACGAGAAGAACCAAGACAGAAGAAAAUUCGUGAAAACAAACAAAAAUUAAGAAAAGAAUUAAGAAGCAAAGGUCAAGGUUACACACAGCAUACAUCUUGCAAUUUAGUUGCUCCACGAGAAAUCAAACAAAGAUGUAAGGAAGAAGCUUGUACACGAAGCAACAAAAAGUGUAAUGAGUUUACUGAUGAUAAUAGGAAAGAAAUUUGUACCGCAUUUUAUGGAAUGGGGAAUUUAUCCUUACAAAGAGAGUAUGUAACCAGACACACAAAAACAGAAACAAAAAAAAGAAAAGUAACACAGAAUGAGAGCUCAAGAAGGUCCAAUACAGUCUUCUACUGUUUACCUUUAAAUGGUGUCUUGCAGCCUGUUUGUAAAGUGUUCUUUCUGAACACUUUAUCAGUAAGUGAGAAGACUGUCAGAACGGCUCUAGCAAAAUUACAACCGACUGGAGUUGUCGAGCCCGAAAAAAGAGGAGGCCGUCGACAGUCACAAAUAGAGAAAGACACCCAACAGAACGAAAAAAUAAAAGAACACAUCAAUAAGUUUGAUAGAGUUGAGUCUCAUUAUGUAAGAUCUGAUACCACCAGGGAAUAUUUACAUGAAGACCUUAACCUAUCAAGAAUGUACAGAAUGUUUUGUUCAGAUUACCAAGGUCAAAAAGUCCCAAGUGAAACUGCUUACAGGAAUGUUUCGGAAAAUGAAUCUUAG
Molecule: messenger RNA, 801 nt
Organism: Phaedon cochleariae (mustard beetle)
Lineage: Eukaryota; Metazoa; Arthropoda; Insecta; Coleoptera; Chrysomelidae
Source: the annotation of a GenBank genome assembly